AUGAUCGAUGUUUUUUGGGGGGUACCAGAAUCAAUAGAAAAACCCUGGGCUCAGCUUACGGAGAGGCUGAUUGCCAGUGGAUGCCACAAUGAUGCAUUUUCAAUCUUCAGAAUUGCAAGCAGGACACUGGGCGAAGAUGUGCCAGAGGUUUGGAUCGGCUUUGCCAACACUAAGGGAAAGCUAUACGGCUCCACACGGCUGAGCAGGUGCCGGGACAUUUUCGAAGAGGCAAACCAGAGCCUCAGGACGUGUCAGGGGGAGGAUAGGAUCAAGCUCCUCCACGCGUGGUAUAGUUUUGAGAGGGAGAACGGGUCCCAAAGCACAGAGGACCAUGUCCUUGCCAAGAUGCCGCAACAGGAGAGACGAAUGAGGCGAGUGGUGGACGAGGACGGGGAGGAGAGAUCGGAGGAGUAUACCGACUUCACCUUUCCUGAAGAGACCGCCGAGCAGCAUCAAGACUGA
Molecule: messenger RNA, 462 nt
Organism: Limanda limanda (common dab)
Lineage: Eukaryota; Metazoa; Chordata; Actinopteri; Pleuronectiformes; Pleuronectidae
Product: crooked neck-like protein 1
Exons: 3
Coding region: 1-462 (153 amino acids)
Molecular function (GO): protein binding
Source: RefSeq, a predicted model, not a curated record